Molecule: messenger RNA, 2115 nt
Organism: Amborella trichopoda
Lineage: Eukaryota; Viridiplantae; Streptophyta; Magnoliopsida; Amborellales; Amborellaceae
Source: RefSeq, a predicted model, not a curated record
CUCUUUACCAAAUGAAUUCUCUCUCUCUCUCUCUCUCUCUCUCUCUCUCUCUCUACUGAAUUGCUCAGCCAAUCAUGUGAAUUGUCCCUAUCUAUAGAUACCAUAAUAUGAAUUCCAGACCCACCUCCACAAAUUGAGCUUGUAGGACAAUAAACUUAGUUCCAGGGCUCAUAGAUACGGCCAGAACUAGAUUCCCUUCAUUUCUUCUUCACUCUUAUCCUUUUUCUUUUUCACCACUACUUUCUUAGUUUUGCUUGGUCCUAGAACUACACCUGGCAAGCUUCGCAAUAACCAUUCAUGGAAAAACGAGCAAUAUAACAGUGCCUGAUAUUUUCUCUCUCUCUCUCUCUCUCUCUCUCUCUCUCUGAGAAAUCAACUCUAGAAAACCCAACUCAUGGCCCUCAUGCUCUCCAAGAGCAGCUCAGUAGGCAGUAAGAGCACUGAAAAGAACCUCGAUCCCAAUUAUGAGAAACCCAAUUGCUCAAGUGAUUUACUCGAGGAGUCUCAGUGGGUUCAGUCUCCAUGGAUAAGAAGGUUAAAACCAAGCUUCACGCUCAUUGAUGGCGACUUGGACCCCAUGGCAAUAGUUGGUAGUGGCCAAGACCUGUAUUCUCCCUGUAAUUCCUUUCAAGCCACCAAAAACUUAUCAAAUACUGGUUGUGGAGGAUCAAAGACCAUCUUAGCUCAGAGAACAACUGCAUCAACAAUUGAAUCUCGAGCCCAAUCAGGUGUAGGAUUUGGCCAUCAUUUUAGGGUUUUUCAUAGUUGGCCUGAAAAAGAAAGAGCCCUUUCAAAUGGGGAUUUUGUUACUGAUUUUGGGCCUUUUCAGGUUAGGCCUAGGAACCGCAAUUCAUCGAGACCCAAUGAUCGGCCUUUGUGUUCUUCUGAUCUUUUGAGUCAGCGAAAAUUUCAUGUUUGGGUUAAGAGAUUGGCCGAUCAAGUGAGAGAAAAUCCUGGUUGUCAUGAGAGAAUCCAUGAAGAUGCUGCAGAGCUUGGAAAUGGAGGUCAUGGUGAUGGUUGUGUGGGUGAAGAACCACUGUUUAAUCGGAACAAUUGUGUAAGUGAUGAUAUAAGGAAGGGUAAUUUAGAGAGUAAAAUUCAGGUUAAGUUCUCACCCAGGGUUAAUGAAUCAACUGGUGUUAAGAGACCUAUUUUGGAAUGGGGGCUCUCAGAAAGAGGAAAGGGGAUGGGUUCAGAUUUUUGCUCUAAGAGAAAUGGAAAGCAAGUUGAACAGAGUGGCCUUGUCUGCCAUGGUGUUUCAUCCUUCUUUCAACCUUUAGCUCCGAAAGGCUUGCCUUUUGUAAAGAACUGCAAUAACUCUUUACUCACAAAAAGAAAUGAAAUCUUAGAUUUUCGCUCUAACACUGAAAGAACAGAGAAUUCGAAUUUUGAAAUGGAUCAAAGCACUUUGCGUUCACACCCCACUCCGCAAGAAAAAAUUGUCGGGUUAGGAGGGGCAUGUUUUCUCUCUUCAUCUGAAACCAAUUUUAGUAAGUACAAAAGAGAUGAGUAUCUUUUUCAUCAAGGGGAAUCAAAGUCUUUUCAUCCUCAGCUGAGUUUGUCUCGGAGCUAUGAUCCAUGGCCUAAGAAAGCUUUUGGUGCACAAUGCAUUUCAAGGAGGAAAGGGUAUACAUAUUUUGGAACUCCUUAUGAUUCUUCUUCUUGUCAAAAUUCACGGGGGCGUUGUCUUUCACGUCACCAUAAUGCACUUCCCUUAUCUGAGAGACCAGCUGCUUCAUGUGCGAGCGAGCCAAAAACAAUAUCUCCAAUGCGAAGAAACUCACUGUUUCAUCCUCAAGAUUCAAACACAGUUCCUAACUCCUCAUCUAUGUUCCCUGCUUUCAAUGUUGGUAAAAAAGUAGCCAAAAAAGGAACCCUGAAAUUAAUAGCUUCAUUUCCUCAAAGUUAAGGAAGCUAGGUACUCAAGUUUAGAAAACCAGGGCAUCUGUUCAUAACCAAGUAUAUUUAGAUGUGGAAUACCGUGGUGGGUUAAGUGUGUGUGGAUGAGGGCCUGUUAAUGUUGUGCCAUGGUGGUUUAACAGUUGAUGUGAACUAAUCAUUAGUUCACCUGCGUCAGCUUCCAUUUUAAUCAUCAAUAAAUUGAGUUACUAUAAU